Colletotrichum godetiae is the source of this 1222-nucleotide messenger RNA. RefSeq lists its product as uncharacterized. The transcript has a single exon. NCBI's taxonomy places the organism in Eukaryota, Fungi, Ascomycota, Sordariomycetes, Glomerellales, Glomerellaceae. The record is from RefSeq and is a predicted model, not a curated record. Bases 236 to 1204 code for a protein of 322 amino acids.
CAUGCCUCACGUGCUCACGUUCAUAGAAGGGCCAAGGAGAGCGGUAAAAAAAUACGAAGCUGGAGCAGCCAUCUACCAGGGCCCGGCCUUGUUCAGGCUGACCAGUUUCCAACCAGAAGAUGACCAGUUCUCUGAUUUCUAGGAGGGAUUGACAGUGCCCGCUGCCCACGCAAUCAAGACACUUUACAGGGACUACUGCCCACGGCUGGAGGAAGUUCCUCAUUCGCGACACAUAAUGAACGCUAUGCACCAUUCCAUACUGUGCGAGUUCAUGAACAACAUUGGAUUCAUGGUAUUCGGAAACCAUCUCAUACCUCUCGACCCUGCCGAGCUCCUUCCCUUUGGCGACCCGAAUGGAAACGCCCGGUUCACCGGUUAUUACAAUGACACUAUUUCCGUUUUCAGAGCCACACGGGACAUCGCCGCGGGCGAGGAAAUUCGGAUGUGUCGUCCGUCAUACAUAUGUCUCUGCCCGCUAUGCUCUAUUCCGCCACCAGCCGUAGCCUUGCGGCUUAACCCCGGAGCCUUCCCGUUGAUUCCCGCCUCCGGCAGCUCCGCUAGCGGCCGGGCCGUCGAUGGAGAGAGACGCGAGGAAGCCAAUCGAGGCGAGGAGAGAGAGAACAGCGAAGAAAGCAAGGAAGCCGAGGAAGAUGAGGAAGUACGGGAAGACGUCAAGAUCUCUAAGCGAAAUAAGGGCAAGGGCAAAGCCAUCGACUACGUUAUCGACAACGGUGAAGGCCCCAGCAGCUCCAAAGAGGAGCGGCAGGCCACAGACCCCUACUCUGGUUCCGGAGAUGGUCCUUUUUCCUUUCGAGCAGCCUUGGCGCUACCGGCUUCGGGGCCUGGACUGCCGAGGACCCUUGAUCCGCUCAGGAUGAACCCUGCCAACCUGUCCACUGGUAACCAACAGCAGAACAAGGCUGCCAAAUCCGACAGCGGUGGUGAUUCAGAACAUGUCGAGAAUGUUACCAACAACGACGGCGCGAACGACGUGCCCCAGGACAAGAAGCCAAGUCGCGCGGCCAGAUUCAAACUGGUCUUGAAGAAAAAGUUUGGAAUCAAAGACAAGUCUGAGGUCGAUCACCAAGAGGUCAGCCACAACAAGGAUAACCAAGCCGAAGGCGACCAAAUCGAGGAUAAUCAAUCCGGGGUCAAACAACCUGGUGACAGCCAACAGGCAAGCGAACAUCAGGAGUUGGCGUGAUAUUUCCAAUUCCGAGGG